Acipenser ruthenus (sterlet) is the source of this 7929-nucleotide messenger RNA. It is a transcript of the gene pcnx2, whose product is annotated as pecanex 2. Gene Ontology annotation, cellular component: membrane. NCBI's taxonomy places the organism in Eukaryota, Metazoa, Chordata, Actinopteri, Acipenseriformes, Acipenseridae. The transcript has 34 exons. The record is from RefSeq and is a predicted model, not a curated record. Bases 98 to 6295 code for a protein of 2065 amino acids.
AAAAAAAACAGCAGCUGUAUCAUGGCAGCGUCCUAGGCAGCAAUAUCUGCAAAGAGUACAAUUUACGAUUUGAUCAAAUCCGAAAGGAAUUGUAAUCAUGGGCUCUCAGUUGUUUCAAACUCUAAGACAGGGAGUGUGGGCAUCCUUGACAGGGGGUUGGUACCAUGACCCGGAGCAAGACAAAUUUAACAACUCAUGUCAUCUCUACCUAUGGGUUUUCCUAGUGAUUCUCCCCUUAUCACUACAUCUGGCUCUGCCCCCCAAUACAGUUGCACUGGGAAUUUACUGCAGCUCUGUGACUGCAUUUUUCAUUCUGAUUAAGGUGGUCAACUUCCGUCUACAUGUGAUGUUCGACAACGGAGAGAUAGUGACCCAAAGCAGCAUUUCAGAUGUUGGAAAAGUUGGAGAAAAAAAGACAAAUGGUUCUGAUCCCUUGCUCCCCACAAACUUAAGGAACAGUAGCACAGUGGCUGAAAAUGUCGCUAUGACUGAAUUAAACAGAAAUGGCUCGAGUCCUGCAGCCCAUUAUACUUCAAAACAGACAGACACAGACUCAGGGUUUACCGGUGUGGGGGAGUUGCCAAAGCCAGGUGAUGCAAAAGAUGAUGAAGUGCUUGGUGAAACAGCCCUUCAGGAGAUGGCAAUUUAUAAAGAGAAAGAAGCAGGCCAAGACAUUGCACCUACUGAAGAUAAACAGGCCUCUGAAGAUCUGUACAGCCAACAUGCUGUGUUCUGUAUUGUAAAACAUGAGUGUAGCUCCUUUGUAGAUAGGAAGGCUUCAGGUGAUAGAAUACAUUGCUCUAAAGAGGGUGAUAGGGGAGUGGAGGAAGAAAAGUUGGAGCCAAUACACGAGCAUGACCCCAACAAUAACUCUGUUGACCAGGCUCAGGAACAAUAUGACCUUGUUUCAGUUUUAAGGGAUGGCAACCACGAGGAAAGUUACUGCUCAGACGAAAUCGCUGUAGUUCUUGUGGACAAUUCCCGGCCUUCUGAUCAACUUGGUGAUCAGGACAUGGUGAAAAUCAUCAUCACAAUGACCUGCGACACACAGACCGCAGCUGAUCUGGAAGAGUCUGUUAAAUUAAGCAUAUUAGAGUCUGCCUGUGCACAACUAAAUCCAGACACUGCUGAGAAUCCAGAUUGCUCAAAUGAUUGUUUCAUUAAAAUUCCAGUAAUUACGUUUGAUUUGUCUGAUAACGAAGUGGCCAGCCUGCCGUUUGGUAAUUCAAGCCUCCAGGUGCCCACAAUUGAUCUAAAUCAGGAUGGUGUCAGUUUGGACUCAGCUGCUCAAGAUUGUCGGGACAGUGAAUCCAUCGACCACGACAAUGCUGACAUGCAUCAUAGUCCACAUAUAAAUACAGUAAAUGAAACCAGCUCUUCUGGUAUUGAUUCUCAGAUCUGCCCACAUCCAGAGGAAAGCGUUUAUACCCCACAGAAUGUGAAAGAAGAUUCAGAUGGUUUGCUUCAGAUUCCAUUUAAGGAGGAAAAAGGUGGGGGAAAAGCAAUGCCCAGUUCAAGAACUCAUGUCAGGGGCCUUAGCAUGGACAGUGGGACAGAUGCAGUCCUAACCGUAGAAAAAGCCAAGGACAAAGUAAGGACCUUGACAUCUUCCAAGUCAGACUUAGAAGCAAAAGAGGGGCAAAUCCCUAAUGAAUCCAACUUUGUGGAGUUUGUUUCUCUGUUGGAGUGUAUUAACAGUUCAAGGAGCAGUACAGGCAACCAGACAGACUUACCAAAUCCGCUAGCAGAUAAGGCAGUUGGCAGAGGUAGUGUUCCAGCAGUAAAACAAGACGAGGAAACCGAGAUUGAAGGAUCUCACGAGCACACAAACCCUCCCAACAGUCCAGCAAUAGCAGAGACUCCCCAAACUGCACAACAAAGUGACAGUGCCAUCAUCUCUUCUGAGAGUCCACAGUUACACAAGCGAAAAGAGCCUGGCUAUGAGCCGAUGCCCUCCCAAACCUCGCUAUCAGAAAGUUCCAUGCUGCAAGUAAUAUGCAGACCAGACGCUACGUCAAAGGAAGAUGCGUAUACUAUCACUACUUUUCAUAGAGAAAGGCCCCGUAAAAUAUAUGCAGAAAGAGCUUUGCAUUUGCCACUGGGUGCUGAACAACUUAUAUCAAGCAAUAUAAGUGAGCUCCUAUCCACCUCGUCCAAUUCUGCUUCGACAGACUGCCAGGAUGCCCCUGCUGUGACUGAAUGCCCAUUUCAACGACGCAUUGUUCCAGUGCAGAGAUUGCGGCCAAGACCGAGAAGAACACAUCCAGAAAUGUAUCAGGAGGAGGACUCAGUGGAGGAAUCUACUGAUUCUUCAGCACAAGAAAAGCCUGCCAGCAAACAGUACUAUAAGUUCUGGGUUUUUCCUGGCAAAUGGAUUAAAAUCUUGUAUGAUCGGCUUACUUUGUUGGCUCUGCUGGACAGGAAUCAAGACAUAUUGGAAAACAUGUUGGCUGUGGGUCUGGCAUUCCUUGUUGCCUUCCUCGGAUUUAUACUGUUGAACCACGGCUGUUUUAAAGAUAUAUGGGUCUUCCAGUUCUGCCUUGUUAUCGCAAGCUGCCAGUACUCUCUGUUAAAAAGUGUCCAACCAGAUGCUGCAUCCCCUACUCAUGGACAUAAUCAAAUUAUAGCCUACAGCAGACCAGCCUAUUUUUGUAUUUUCUGUGGCCUUAUUUGGUUACUUGACUUGGGGGUGAAAACAGAUGACCUUCCAGUGUCUACAGUGUAUGGAGUCAGAAUAGUUUCACCAGAGUCUCUUAAAUAUGUCAGAGAUCUUUUAAUAGCAUUUACAUAUUGUUUUCCAAUUGCAUUUCUCCUGGGCCUUCUUCCCCAAAUCAGCACUUUCUUUAUUUAUCUUUUGGAGCAAAUAGAUAUGCAUUUUUUUGGAGGGGCUGCUGCCACAGGACUUGCCUCGGCAUUUUACAGCAUAUUACGUAGUUUGGUAGCUGUGGUGGCACUGUAUGGUUUUUGCAUUGGAGCACUGAAGGAACCAUGGGAUGAACAGCAUAUACCAGCACUGUUUUCUGCCUUCUGUGGCCUUUUAGUUGUAUUUUCAUAUCACCUUAGUCGACAGAGCAGUGACCCUUCUGUGCUGCUGUCACUGAUUCAGUCAAAAUUAAUGCCUGACCUUAAAGGCCCUAAUGAUGAAGAUCCUUUUUUGGAAAACAGUGACCCUCUUCCUGAGAAACUCAGGAACUCAGUGAGAGAAAUACUGAAUUCUGAUCUGGUUGUGUGCACAGCUACUGCUGUUAUAACUUUUGCUAUAAGUGCCAGCACUGUGUUUUUGUCCCUAAAGCCAUUUGUCAGCAUCGUGCUGUACACUUUAGCAGGGACUGUUGGGUUUGUUACACACUAUCUGAUUCCUCAGCUACGAAAACAUCACCCUUGGCUCUGGAUAUCACACCCUAUUCUUAAAAGCAAAGAAUACAAACAGUAUGAACCUAAAGAUGAUGCCCAGUUGAUGUGGUUUGAACGGCUCUGUGUGUGUCUUAUUUGUUUUGAAAAAUAUGUAAUUUACCCAGCCAUAAUCCUCAGUGCUGUCACCAAUGAUGGGUUUUCUCUCAGCCAUCGCAAGAGGCUGGGUAUUCACUGUGAUGUUUUACUGAUGACAGUUGCUGGGAUGAAGCUCCUCCGCUCCUCAUUUUGUAAUCCCAGCUACCAGUUUGUAACACUGAUAUUCACCAUCGUCUUCUUCGAGUUUGACUACAGCAAAAUCUCUGAGACAUUUCUACUCGACUUUUUUAUAAUGUCAAUUGUAUUUCAUAAGCUCUGGGAUCUGCUUCACAAGUUGCAAUUCAUCAUGGUGUACAUUGCUCCUUGGCAGAUCGCAUGGGGAAGUGCAUUUCAUGCUUUUGCUCAACCCUUUGCCAUACCUCAUUCGGCCAUGCUUUUGCUUCAAACCUUUGUGACGACACUUUUCUACACUCCACUGAGUCCAUUUCUUGGCAGUGCCAUCUUUAUUACUUCAUACCCAAGACCGGUGAAGUUCUGGGAAAGAAACUAUAACACCAAACGGAUUGACAACUCAAACAGCAGGCUUGUUUCACAGAUUGAAAAAGACCCAGGAUGUGAUGACAACAACCUGAACUCCAUUUUCUAUGAAUACCUAACAAGGUCUCUGCAGCAGUCGUUGUGUGGGGACUUGUUACUCGGACGCUGGGGAAACUACAGCUCAGGGGACUGCUUCAUCCUGGCUUCAGAUUACUUGAACGCCUUUGUCCACCUGAUAGAGAUUGGAAAUGGUCUAGUCACUUUCCAACUAAGGGGGCUCGAGUUUAGAGGUACAUACUGUCAACAAAGAGAAGUGGAAGCCAUCACAGAAGGAGUGGAGGAUGAUGACGACUGUUGCUGCUGUGAACCUGGACACCUGCCCCAUGUUUUGUCAUGCAAUGCAGCUUUCAAUCUUCGCUGGCUUGGGUGGGAGGUCACAACGACAAAGUACUUAUUAGAAGGCUACAGCAUCAGUGAGAACAACGCAGCUACUAUGUUACAAGUGUAUGACCUUAGGAAGCUACUCAUCACCUACUAUGUUAAGAGCAUCGUAUACUACUUCCUGUGCUCUCCUAAACUUCAAGACUGGUUAAAAGAGACAUCUAUUCAAGAGGCACUGCAAGUAUACACCAAAUGGCAUUAUAUCGAACGAGACCCAGCUGUGUUCAGUGUGAAAAUUGAUGAGGAUUACGUCCAUUGUCUACAAGGAAUAACACGGGCCAGUUUUUGUAAUGUGUACUUGGAGUGGAUCCAGUACUGUGCCAGUAAGCAAGAUGAGCCUGUGGACAGCGACGAAGACUCUCCUUUAGUAACUUUGUGUUUUGCCCUCUGUGUUCUUGGAAGAAGAUCCCUAGGGACAGCCUCUCACAACAUGUCCAACAGCUUGCAAUCGUUUCUACACGGGUUCAACGCACUGUUCAAAGGAGAUUUCCGCAUAGCAGCAAGAGAUGAGUGGGUGUUUACAGACAUGGACCUCCUGCAGAAGGUUGUUGUCCCAGGUGUGAGGAUGAGCUUAAAGCUCCACCAGGACCAUUUCACUUGUCUGGAGGAGACUGAGGAGCCUGCAGUCCUGUAUGAGGCAAUCAGUAACUAUGAGAAGACGCUAGUCAUUUGUCAUGAAGGGGAUCCCGCCUGGCGCAGGGCUGUGCUAUCUAACAGUGAGACCCUCCUCACCCUCCGGCACAUGGUGGAUGAAGGGACGGACGAAUACAAAAUCAUCAUGCUUUACAAGCGCCACCUCAGCUUCAAAGUUAUCAAGAUAAACAAAGAAUGUGUCAGAGGACUGUGGGCAGGGCAACAGCAGGAGCUGGUGUUCUUCCGCAACCGCAACCCUGAAAGGGGCAGCAUCCAGAACUCCAAACAAGUCUUGAGGAACAUGAUCAAUUCCUCCUGCGACCAGCCUCUAGGCUAUCCGAUGUACGUGUCCCCUUUGACCACAUCCUACAUGGGAACUCACAAACAGCUCCCAACCAUCUGGGGUGGGCCUAUCAGUUUAGACAGCAUAAAAACCUGGCUCCUUUCCAAAUGGUUAAGGGUUCGGAAAGACAACAACACAACUUGCAGCAGUGGAGGUAACAUUGAAGACAUGGACUGUUCCCUCAGCAACAACCCCAACUCAAAUGCAACCCAGAGCAUCAGUUCCCACCAAGAAAGAAACAGGGCCUCACAUCCACAGGGAAACCGGCAGCACAUCUCAGCCAGAAGAGAAUACAGGAGUCGAUCAGUGCAGCCCCAUCAGAACCAGAGACCACCCGCUACAAGUCAGUCAGGCCCCAUCCUGGAUAGCCAGCAGGUAUCAACCUCUGCCCAAGGACUUGUCCAGAGGCUGUCCAACAGUCAGUUGUCCUUCAAUACAUCAAUAGCCUCUGUAUUCUCCCAAGUUCCACGUUUUUCUACUGCCGGCCAGCUGAACGCGCAAGGGCAGGCUGCUGCAAUGCACAGGUCUAGCCAGGCCUCCUCCACGAGCUCCACGCUCAGUUUACUGUUUGGGAAGAGGAGCUUUUCCAGUGGUCUGGUCAUCUCUGGACUAUCUGCAGCUGAUGGAGGAAACACGACAGAUACUCAGUCAUCCAGUAGUGUUAACAUUACUGCUGGCCCUACAGCAAGAUCUGCGAGUCAUGCAACACAGUGGACUUCUGAAGCCUGCGAAACUCUGGACGUCACCAAUUCCAGUCAACCAAAUGGCUCGAUGCUGUCUAAAGAUAAUGUACCUUCUUCUGAGAAAGAGAAUGCACAAGUAGAUGACAAGAAUCAAGUAGAACAGCCUAGCACUGCUUUACACAAACUGUCAGAGCAUAAAAAAUUAUGAUAUUGCAAUGCCCUGCUUUAACAACAAGUGCUUUAUGAUUACCCAAAUGUUUUUUGUAUGGAAAGCCGCCAUCCACAUGUCCAAUUAAUGAUAGAUAAAUAUGAACGCUAAUUUAUGUUCUCAAACAGCCAAUGCCGAAAAAGGAAAUUAAGAACUGACCCUACGUUUAAAAUAAGAAGAAAAUAGCAGAUACACCUGGUACGCUAAAAUAAUUAUUAAGAAGAAGAAGAAGAAGAAGAAGAAGAAGAAGAAGAAGAAGAAGAAGAAGAAGAUGUUUAUUCUUCACCUUUAGCUUGCACACAGAAUAUACAUUGUUAGAUUUGGUACUUAUGGGGGGCAGGGCAGUAUGGGUGUGUCACUGCUAAUGUCUCAUUGUCCAGGAUAUACUGUCUGUUACUGUGUGAAUGAAGAAGACAAUGGGACAGUACACAUUGUCUUAAAAUGCCUUGUCGUCAGUGGCUUAACAUUCUACAAUUAUGCCUAAUAUUCAUAUAUUCCCUAGUUCUAAUGCCAGAAAGCCACAGCUUAUUCAUAAUCCUUCGUUUUUGAUUAACAACCAAAAAAAUUAUAAUAUUCAGGCAGACAUCUACGCCAUUCAAGUCAUAACUACAGCUGAUAUACAGAAUGCUGUGCUUGUUCUCCUCACACGUUUGCAUAUUGUGCUGUUUAAAUCAACAUCCAAUUUAUCUUUUCUGUUCCAGCAUUACACAACAAAGCCAAGGAAUAUGUUCUGCUAAAAAAUGAUAAGUGAAAGGUUUAUUUCAUUUUCACUUUUGUGCUUUCCUUCCUCUCAUGUGUCUUUAAGCAGAAGCUAAGCUAUACAAUAAGCAUGUUUUUAAUACAGUUGAAAUGAACAGAAACAGUGGCAUCUGGCAGAUUUGUAUUCACCAGAAUUAAAUGUCUCUUAACACACUGAAUGACUUUUACAUGUCUGAUAAAUGGAUGUGUAAGCUCAUUAUGAACCGUUUAAAAAAUAUUUCCCUGUCUAUAAUAGGGUCAUGUAUGGUUUGCAUACAGUAUCAUUAUAAACCAGUGUUUUUUUAUACCUGAUUAUGUGUAAUGGGGCAGCUUUCAAAUUAAAUGAUAAAAGUGUUUUGUAAAUAUAUGUAAAAGGAGGAUGUAUGCUUAAUUUGCAAUUUGCAUGUCAGUGUCUGAAACCAUUCCGGGUUUAAGCAACCUUCAUUUGUAUUCUUCAUGUCUAAUGUGAUGCCACUAAUAGAACACAAUGAAUACCAUUGUUAUCUGCAUGUAAAAACAUAAUUAUAUAUAAGGCCAAUACAAUAAUGCAAUUAGAGUAAUAUGUAAUAUCACUUUCAGGUCUAGGUGGCGCAGCAGUAUAAUUCACUAGCUGGAAGAUAAACAGGCGACUGGGUGACUCCUGUGUAGUUGACUUUUCCAAUUCCGUAGAGUAUUGUGCUUAACUUUAUCUUUCAGUUUUUAUUAAAAUGAUAAAAAAAGACUUGCAGUACAGUUUUUUUUUUUAAUACUGUGCAUGGAUACACUUAUUUUGAAGAUGCUUAGUUGACUGUGAUUAUUAUAAGGUCAGUGACUUAUCAAAAAAUCUAUGUUCCAGAAGACUCCAUUUUCUGAUACACAUGAGUUAACCAAGAUUGAACAAGGCAAAAUUGCUGAUG